Messenger RNA from Kwoniella mangroviensis CBS 8507, 1245 nucleotides. RefSeq lists its product as uncharacterized. Lineage: Eukaryota; Fungi; Basidiomycota; Tremellomycetes; Tremellales; Cryptococcaceae. The record is from RefSeq and is a predicted model, not a curated record. The coding region runs from base 1 to 1245 and encodes 414 amino acids. The transcript has 6 exons.
AUGGACGAGGAUUUUGAAGAUCUCCUGAGGGAUCCGGACAAUCCUGAUGCCGAGUUCAGCAGUCCCGAGAAACCUCCUGCAGUCAAAUUGCCGAAUAUCUCCAAUAUACAGUUGAAUAUCGAUGAGAAGGCUAUACCCAGUGCUAAUGAGGUGAGGUUGGGGAAAAGAGUUUUGGAGUUGGAGAAAGAGAGGGAUGAGUUGAUGGCUGAAAUAGCCUCUCUGAAAACUCAGCAAAUCUCUCCUCAGCAUCCCACCAUCCCCGUAUCUACCACUCAGCCUGAUCUCAAUUCUGCUAACAACCAAACUAUUGAAGUACCUCCUUCUCUCCUACCUGUCCUAGCAGUACUACGCACCCACAUCUCGGUAUUGACGAGGGAUAAUCAAGCUUUACGAUAUACCUUCCUAGGUCCCAAUCCACCUACAAGAGGUACGAUCAAAACUUCACAACCUCCUACUAUACCAUCUCCCCUUCCCAUCCCCCAGCCUGCAUCUUCAAGCUCAUUGGCAACAUCCUCAAAAGUGACUUUGGACGUUGAUAUGCCACCUUCCACUCCGAGCGUCCCCAACCCACCGAGUCCUUCUGCUGCUAUCGUACAGGGUGGUACCGAAGCAGAAUCUUCAAAGAAGGUGGUACCGCCAGCAUCAGGGUUAUCACAAAUUGAUUUGGAGAAGGUUCUGGAUAGGGUCAAAGAGCUGAUUAAGGAGAAUGAAGAAUUGGGUGAGAUGAUAUUAGAAUCGGGGAGGAAAGAGGAUUUAGAAGUGAGGCUGGAGAAAGCUUUAGAAGAUUCGAGAAAAGUGAUAUCCUCAUUAGACUCCGACUUGAACCAUCAUCUCACUCUUGUCCAAUCCCUUCGUACCGAGUUAUCCUCUUACAAAACCCAUUUCGGUCCUAUCCCAUCCUCGGCAACCCUCAACGCACCUUCCAAACACCCAAUAUCAUCUAAUGCCUCUACUCCUACUCGGCCUUCACAUUCCCACUCGCAUCCUCCUCGUGAUAGACAUCGCAGAGAGGGAAGUCACACUAGCCAUACUAGACGAGACAGAGAUAGAGAUAGGGAUGAUAAAAAUCGGAAUGAGCGGCAUACUCCUGGAUCUGGUCUUGGAAGAGGAGGUCCUGAUGGAGAUAGACGGGAUAGGUCUAAUGGGAAUGGUCCUAGAAAUAUACCUUCCGGACCGUCUGGUAUGAGGAAUCACAAUGGAGUAGGGGUGAAAGAGGAUGAUAGGGCGUAUAAGAGACGCCGGUAG